This is a messenger RNA of Didymodactylos carnosus, 627 nucleotides long. The record is from the annotation of a GenBank genome assembly. Lineage: Eukaryota; Metazoa; Rotifera; Eurotatoria; Philodinida; Philodinidae.
AUGCGUAAUUCAACACGAACAUCGUUGCAUCAAACAAAUGAAGAUGCAAAUUACGUAACUAAUCUUCAAAGUUUACAAGAACAGCAACAAUCACAACUUCAUAUAGAUCAAUCACCUACUUAUAAACAAAUUUUUAACUCAGUUCGUACUACUGUUCAAACAUUUUUUGGAAAAGAACAACAAAAUAACUUUUCAAUUAUGCCCGCAGCAUCAAUUAUUCUACAAAAUCAACAAUCAUUAUCUUUCAUACGACCGAGUAUUCAUAAUGACAAAGAAAAUAAUCAACAAUAUCGUCUAAUAUCAACUAAACCAUCAUAUCUUUCUACUAACAUUGAAUUAGUAGAUCCUAUUCAAUCAAACAUCUUAAUGAAUAAACGAUCCACAAUAAUAUCACGUCCAAGCGAGAUAUUACUUCAAACAUCUAUUGCAUCAAAAGAAAAUCAAAUAUCUUCACAAAAAUUUUGUUCUAUUAAUUCAUUCUUUUACAUAUUAACAAUAAUGACUCUUUGUGUCGUUAUUGUCACCGUUGCGUUUAUUAUUCACAAAUUUUUCUUUACAAAUUCAAAAUUAACAACUAUAACAAAAGCGCUGAAUUCAACGUUGACAAUACCUCGAGAAUCAUCUUAG